GGACCGUACACACUCAACAUGGCGAAAUGAGAGUUCCGGAAAUGGUCAUAAAUUUCAUCUCCUAAAGUAAUAGAUUCAUAACUAUAUGCUGAAAACAGUGUACGGUCGUUGUACCGUCGUUUUACCAUGGAAUAUAUCACUACGCCAAAGGUAGAACAAGUUAAAUUACUGGACAGAUACACACCCAAGAAGCCUGCGAUUGGCACUCUUUAUUUGACAACAACUCACCUGAUCUAUGUGGAAACAGCGUCAGAGACACGCAAGGAAACCUGGAUCCUGCACCAUCACAUAGCGACAGUUGAGAAGCUGGCUCUCACACCAGCAGGGUGCCCCCUUCUCAUCCACUGUAAAAACUUCCGUGUAGCUCACUUUGUUCUUCCUCGGGAGAGAGACUGUCAGGAUGUUUUCCAGUCCUUACUCAAACUGUCACAGCCAGCAAAAUAUGAAGAAUUAUAUGCUUUCCUGUACAACCCAAAACAAGAUGAAAAUGACAGAAGAAUUGGCUGGGGUGCGGUAAAUCUGAAGAUGGAGUUUGAGAGGAUGGGCUUGCCUAAUGAUUUGUGGGAAUUGACUGAUCUUAACAAGAACUAUGGAAUCUGCAGUACGUAUCCUGCUGAGCUGGCUGUCCCAAAAGCAGCAAGCAACCCCACGAUAGUGGGUAGCUCCAAAUUCAGGAGCAGGGGACGAUUUCCAGUCCUGUCUUACUUCCACAAGGAGAACAGUGCUGCUAUUUGCCGCUGCAGCCAGCCUCUGUCUGGGUUCAGUGCUCGCUGUGUGGAAGAUGAACAGAUGCUGCAGGCCAUUAGCAAGGCAAAUCCCAAGAGUUCCUACAUGUAUGUGGUGGAUACCCGACCCAAGUUGAAUGCUAUGGCCAAUAGAGCUGCUGGGAAAGGUUAUGAGAAUGAGGACCAUUACUCCAACAUCCGCUUUCAGUUUGUGGGUAUUGAGAAUAUCCACGUGAUGAGAAGCAGUCUACAGAAGCUUGUGGAAGUGUGUGCAGUGAAAUCACCCACGAUGAGUGACUACUUAACUGGGCUGGAGAAUUCUGGUUGGUUGCGUCAUAUUAAAGCAAUAAUGGAUGCUGGAAUAUUCUUAGUGAAGGCUGUGACAGAAGAAAACGCCAGUGUGCUGGUUCACUGCUCAGAUGGUUGGGAUCGUACGGCUCAGGUCUGCUCUCUGGCUGCUGUUCUCCUGGACCCCUAUUACAGAACAAUGAAGGGUUUGAUGGUUUUGAUAGAAAAAGAAUGGAUAUCCAUGGGACACAAAUUCACUCAAAGGUGUGGCCAUUUAGAGGGAGAACCUAAGGAAGUGUCACCUGUUUUCACUCAGUUUGUUGAAUGCCUCUGGCAUUUGAUGGAGCAGUACCCUUGUGCUUUUGAGUUUAAUGAGAGAUAUCUCACUGAAAUCCAUGACCAUGUGUAUGCCUGCCAGUUUGGUAACUUCAUUGGCAACUGUGAAAAGGAGAGAUUAGAAAUGAAGCUGCAGGAAAAAACUUAUAACAUUUGGCCAUUUCUGUUGGAGAAAAUACAGCAGUUUACAAAUCCACUAUAUAAAGGUCUCUUUUAUAUUGAUGUGCUGAAACCAAACACAUUACCAUUCAAUUUCAAGCUUUGGUGUGGUAUGUAUAAUCGGUUUGAUAAUGGCAUGCAUCCAAAGCAGUCAGUUUUGGAUUAUCUACUGACACUCACCAGACAAAAGAUAGAGGAUGAAGAGAAGGUUGAGAGUCUUCAAAAGAGGCUGGCAGCAGUCGACGGACUGCCAGAACGAGGUUGUUCAGACAAUGUGUCUGGUGGCCAAGCCUCCCCUGUGUCAGCUGCACCCCUUUCCUUUACUGGUAAUGAAGCCGUGGAUAUUUUCUCCCAUACCAAUGGCACUGAAGAGAACUCAAAAGCAAGUCUUGCCACUUAGAGCGAUCAGGAAGAAGAAUGCUGAUAUUCGACAAAUGAGUCACCAUGACAGUCGCAAAACCAAACUACAAUUUUCACAACGGUUAUGCUCAUAGGAUCAUUCAGGUCAUACAUUUCUGUCCUUUUUAGUGAAAAACUUGUUCUACAAGCACGGCAAGUAAUAACUGAUGGGCUAAGAACUUCAACAACAAAAUGGAGUGAAGGCAUUUCACAGAUGAGAUGGUGCUACAAAAGUUAAUCAAAAUGGUUAUUUCUUUGUAAAUUAAGGGGCUUAAGACAUACAAAGGAUUAUAUGUUAAGGGAAUUCAGUCAAGUAAGGGAUUAGAAUUCAACUGGAUUUAACAGAACUGGACUUAAAAAUCUAUACUUUUUUUUAUCAGGUUAUUCUCAAGUAAUAUUUCUCAAUAUGUCUUAUAAAUUCUGUCAAUAUUAACAUAUCUUCCAUCUUUACCCCAGCCUUUCUUAGAUUUUCUGUCAUAUGAUUUUAUAUUUUGCGAACAUUUUAGCUUAGGUUUAAUUUGAAUAAAAUUUCUUUUGAAUUCAAAUGUAUGCAUACAGGUGUUAAUACAUCAUUUCAUAGUUUCUUUAGUAAACAGGCUGAAUUAUGUAAAAUUGCAAUUUCCCCCAUGCUCAGUAUGUGAAAUAAGUGUGCAGUUUUUUUUUUAAACACCCAGAAUUGCAUCUUGGUGUCUUAAUUGUGGUUGCACAAUACAUGAAUAUUGUGUAUUUUGAGCACAGAUAAGGAAUACUGACAUCAGUUUUAUGCAAGUUUCAAUAUACUGUAUGUGUCAAGCAGUGGGAUGUUGCUAGUGUUUACCCCACUGUAUGUUCAGAAUACUUUGUACAUCUAUAUUACAACUUUUUCAGUCUAACAACGGUAAAAAAUAAUUUUAAAUUCCUGGUUAACAUGCGAAUGACACCGGAAAUGUAUGUUAUUCAAAUUUUGUGUAUAAGUGUUUCUCAAAUUAUGUGAGGCAUUUUGUUCUUUAUUUGCACAGUUAAAGUAGUACUUUUCAAGAUUGUACACCUGACUGAAUCUACACAUGAUCAAUGUCUAGUAUUAUCAGACACCUGGCCGUUUCAUUGUUUUUUUGUCAGUUUUCAGUUUCCAAUAUACCUGUUAAACGUUUGCGUUGCGUGAAUCAGUUCUUGAUUUUUGUUGUAAUAGUUUGUGAUGUUAUACGUACCGUUUGGCUAGAUAUUAACCUAGACUGUUUGGCUAGGGGAGCUUCAACCAUUAGUAUUGCUUAUUUGACCUAAACGCUGCCGAGAAUUCUGUGAUGCUGACAUUUGUGUUAUGAUGAAAAGUAUCGAAAUCCCAUUUUGAAUGUAAUGUAGAUACAAGCUGAAAUGUAGUGCCUUGUUGCAUAAAACUCAGCUGGUGUCAUCAUAUGCAUGGUAAUGUAAGAUACUAGACUGGCGUCAUUCACAGCACCUGUCUGAAGUUGAGCAGGAGAAAUACUGCUGCAGGUGUUUCUGCAGUAGUGAUUUGACAGUGUAGACACAAUUUCUUGCUCCAUUAUGCAGAGUAUUGUAUGCAUUGAAAUACAGAUGGUAUGUUUCUCAUAUUUACACUUUAAUGUAUUUAGCCAGUAUUUUUUUGAGGUAUCUUUCAGAUGAUACAAGCCAUGUUUAACAAAAGGUAUAACCCAAACACAUCACAAGCACGUUUAACUUCUCAAGAGUGAUAUGUUAAGAAAAUGAAAAUUGGCUUAAAAUGAACACGACCCUCUAAGGCAGGGGUGGCCAAUCUUAUCCGCAAAGGGCCGGUGUGUAUGCGGGUUUUCGCUGCAACUCCCUAAUUAGAUUACUAAUUAGAGGACUGAUUGGCUGAAGAGUCCUCACACCUGGGUUUGAACAGCUGACCUACAGGUUAUCCAAAAAACCCACAUACACACCGGCCCUUUGCGGAUAAGAUUGGUCACCCCUGCUCUAAGGAAACACUCCAGUCAUUCAUGUAAUUUUGUCUUCCACAGUGAAAAUUUGUGUUGUGGUAUGUUAAAAUACAACAGUAUUGUACAUAAUUUAGGAGCCUGAUAAAGUAACUGUCUACAUUCCAGUAACUUUAUGAGACAUUUGAUCUGCAUUUAACAGGAGUUUUUUUUUUUUAGGUUUUAAUCUUCCUUUAAUGAAAUAUGUAAUUUCAUUUUUUGUAUUAAACUGCUUUUGAAGUUAUUUUUUGUGUCACUAUAUUUUUGAUUUUUCAGUGACAUUUUUAAAAGCUGUUUACAGGUUAUACUGAAAUGGGGAAAUAACUCAAAUUAGGAAUACAGAAUUAUUUUAGAAUCUUCUUUUCCUUUAAAACAUUAUUCUGUACAGUUCUUUUACUUUUUUGUAUGUGUUGGUUGUUUUUGUAAGAAGCGCAUCUUUUGCAAAAAUAAAUGUUCUUGAUAUGAAGCA
This is a messenger RNA of Paramormyrops kingsleyae, 4307 nucleotides long. It is a transcript of the gene mtmr8, whose product is annotated as myotubularin related protein 8. Gene Ontology annotation, molecular function: phosphatidylinositol-3,5-bisphosphate phosphatase activity; phosphatidylinositol-3-phosphate phosphatase activity. NCBI's taxonomy places the organism in Eukaryota, Metazoa, Chordata, Actinopteri, Osteoglossiformes, Mormyridae. Gene Ontology annotation, cellular component: cytoplasm; nuclear envelope. The record is from RefSeq and is a predicted model, not a curated record. Gene Ontology annotation, biological process: phosphatidylinositol dephosphorylation.